Pseudozyma flocculosa PF-1 is the source of this 2691-nucleotide messenger RNA. RefSeq lists its product as uncharacterized. Lineage: Eukaryota; Fungi; Basidiomycota; Ustilaginomycetes; Ustilaginales; Ustilaginaceae. The record is from RefSeq and is a predicted model, not a curated record. The transcript has a single exon. Bases 1 to 2691 code for a protein of 896 amino acids.
AUGCACUCUCUUUUCCUAUCUGGUUCCGUCGAUGUCAACGACGGCUCUUCAUCGACCUCACACAACAUCGACGCACACAUCACCAACCUUCUCUCGCUCGAUGGUCGGCUCGACCCGGCUCGAUACACGAAACCCCUUCUUGACAGCGAAGUGCGAGCGAUCUUCACCUACGAUACCGAAUACGUCUCGGACUUUCUGAGAUUCGCCCGAAUCAGCUCCGCGCCCCCUCCGUCGGUCUCGUCGUCCUCGCAGGACCAGACGGGCACCGCGCCCAAGUACCCGACCACGGAAGUCUACGCCACCUUCACACUUGAAGAUGACGGCAAUGGAUGGGCGAUCCACUUUGAACACACCGCCGAGCAUCCGCUUCCUAUCGUGAUCUCGGAACUGUGCAUUCCGGGGAGCAAGGCCCAGUGCAGACCCUUGGUUGAAGCAGAUCGAACCGUCGGGAUUAGGUUCGUCGACAUCGCUCAUGGCGGCGGCGCGAGCUGCCCCGUGCUCCAGUUCGGCAAGCACGAGGUGCACCUCCAAGCCGUCGUCGAGGCGCUCUUGACGCUCAUGAUGGACACAAUCGCACGAGAAACGCCUGGCGGGCUCGUCGACCUCAACGGCGCCUCGCUCGUGCACUCUUCCUCGGCGCAGAAGGCUCACAAGAGCGAGACCAAGGGACGUACCGACAACGGAGGCCUCGAACGAGCCCGCUCCGACACGCUCCUCAUGCCCAAGGGGUGCAAUGGCUGGGGGGACGCCUUGGCCAUCCUCGAGUUCAAGCACCGUGCGGCCAGACGCGAUCCCCGGCUCGAUAGCGUCAAGAGGCGCAAAACAACCUCUAGCAGUGGCGCGGCGAGUAGUAGCUCCUCGUCGUCCUAUGCUGCAGGCGAGGACGCAGUGACCAUGUCCGAAGGCGGCGACCAGGAGAUCGGCAGGUUCGACGACGCCAACCGCAGGCGAAAGUCGCACGCUCAGGGCGUCGGCGACCUUGCACAAGUGGCGACCUACAUGCUGGCGGUAAUGAGCUCGCGGCCGGGACUCUUCUCGACGUACAGCAUCUGUAUCAAUCGGACGCACAUGUCGGUGUAUUACUUCGAUCCGGACCAGCUCCACCUUAUCGAUCACUCGCGGCUCGAUGGCGAUGGCCUCGCCCUCAUCAAGGUUGCGAUGCUGCUGCUAGGGCUGUGUGCGGAGCACGUUUCCCGCUACAGUAGCGUGCGCCGUGCGGUGGCUGUCACCCCAGAGAAGACCCUCUAUGUGCAGCUCCCCGACGAAGACUCGACACCCGACAGGGGCUACGACGUCAUCAAGCUUCAGGAGCCCGCCGAGAUGCUAUUUUGGCGCCGAGGUGCGCUGACACAUCGCCUCACACAAGUCAUGAAGGGUGAGAUCGAGCUCGAGGGCCGCGGCGCGCAGACGGCAGUCAUCAAGGUCAGCUUUCUCGUCGACGACGACAGGUUUACCGAGGGCCGAGCCCUUCGCCUCCUUAACGCGCCGCCUGAAUCUGGCUCCAAGGAAGACAACGAGGAGUUCAAGGUGCGGCAGACAGGCUAUCCGCAGCUCGUCACCCACGGCACCCUGCAUUUCAGCAUGAAGGAAUCCGGUCUGCACUCGUUUGAGAACCCUUUCAACGCCGACUCCAAGCGGGGACAUCCCGGCCCAAGCGCUCCGCACAGCCAUGACCUGAGCGUCGAUCAGCGCAACCUGCUCUUCACGCACACGACUGCCGCGGGUCGCAGACCGACCAUGGUCGUGACCGAGCACCGCGAGGCGGUCGACCUUCCGCGCGUCAAGCGGCCCUGGCUGCUCGCGGCCAUCAUCGCUGAUGCCAUCCUCACCCUGCACACGGUCGGUCGUCGUCGCAACGUUGCACACGGUGACAUUUCGAGCGGCAACAUCCAGUUUGUACCGCCUGACCCCUCAGCCAAGUGGGUGCCGACGUCGCAGCUGGUCGCUGAGCGCGUUCCGGGCGUCGGGCUGGAACCGAGCUUCUUCCACCCGACCCACCCGCCGAUCGCCUUGCUCAUCGACUUGUGCGAGGCCUGGAUCGACGGCAAGCAGGGCCAGGGCACGCAGUCGGAACGCAAGGCCUUCUCGGGCACGGAGGCGUUUUGGUCGUUGAAGAUGUACGAGAACCGUCGCAUCCAUCGCGAGACGCUGCAAGGCAGAGAGCUCAACGCCGUCUCGGACGAAGUGGAAGCCGCGGACCUGCGAGCAGAGCUGGCCCAGUUGCAACCGCUGGACGUCAAUGACGACAUCGAGUCGUGCCUGCUCGUUCUCUGCUACGAGCUGGCCAACAGGUUCAAGCUGUCCCAUGCGGGCAAAGGCUCGUUUGCUGUCGCUGUUCCCCUCACACAGUACUGGUCCAGCUUGCCUGCCGACGAGCGGGUGUACAGCUUCGGCGGGCCUCGCGGCCGGCAGUUCUUCAUCAGCACCCACUUCAGAGCUCCGACACAUCACGGCAGCAGCAGCAGCGAGGCAGAAACGCGAUCAAGGCAGCUAACUCUGGCGAGAGAGGCACUGGUCCGCUGCUUUGAUCUGUGCGGCAACGGUGGCAAGGCGGUCGAAAAGGCUGCGCCUGAGCUUGUUCGUAUCUUGCGCCAGCUGUCGAUGGCGUUGUACACGGCCGCUUCCUCAGCCGAGCAGGUACCGAGCCAGCGGGAGGUCGCUGAGUCAGCUCACGGCGGGACAGGAAGCUGA